AUGGUUGUGACAGGGAAGAUGCAAGGCUUGAAGCCAACACGGAGCCCUGGAAGGAGAGUGCAAAGGGCUGUGGCCCGGUCACCUCCCUCCUCCGCCCUGGCACGUCCUCCCAGCUCAGCAGUCAAUUGGCAGUUUUCCCAGUACCGGGCCUGCACAGCCAGCCUCUUUUGGGGACCUCUGAACCUGCUGGGUCACUUAGGCCUUCCAGGGCUCCCUGAAGAAAGGCCUACCCAGGGGCACGCGCCCACCAACAUUAGGGAAGGAUGGGCCCAGUUACAGGCGCCUCAUGACCACCUCCACCCCCAACCGGAGGCCUGGGAGCCAGCCCGCCCUGCUUUUCUGCCCCCCACCUCGAAGCAGCUCCUGUUACGAGCCCUAUUCCCCACCUGCCUCACCUGAAAGGCAGCCAGGGCCCGAGGGACUGGUGAGCCCUCCCAGGGAGAGCUAAGGGCCUCCUCCCUGCGUCUCCACCCAGGAAGCAUCACCAUGGCAACCCCAGCAGCAAACAGUGCUGGCAAGAAGGUCUUCCCUACAAAGCUGCCCCUCCUGCAGGGAAGCCCAGGAAAAUGGCCAGCAACCGGCAGAGAUCCCUGGGGGCAGCGUGACCGCCCCGCAUCAGAGAACCUUUUCUGAAGAUGGUCCACGCCCAUGAGACCCUCCCGACGCCCCACACGUGGGCUCAACGCGAGUUCGUCCUCCCCAGGGAGUCCUCAGAGCUGCCCGGCCUCACCUGGCAAACCUACCACCAGCUGGCCCUGAAGCUGCCACCCUGUGUGGAAAUGAAGGCCAAGGUGCGUCAUCGACUGGCCUGCCCCUGGAAGGAUGCGGCCCAGCACACCUGGGGCUUCCACACGUGGCUGCAUGUGGGACGUCUGCCGGCCACCUUCCCUGCCAGGCCUGACAGGCCCUAUGACAGCAAUGUCUGGCACUGGUUGACGGAUUCCAGGGCCCACCCACCCCCGGCAGAGCCCCCGGUGCCCCCUCCGUCCUGGAUGGGUCAAAACAGCUUUCUGACCUUCAUCUCCUGUGCUCCUCUCUUUCUGGACGCACAGAGGAGGCACCAGGUGAUUCUCAGGACAGUGAAGGAGCUGAGAGAGGUGGGGAAGCUCACGCUGAGGAGUGAGGUCAGGGCACCCCUGCUCGAUGCCAACGGCAAUGUCCUGCCCCCGAAGAACUUCAAGAAGUAAGAGGAGCUCCCUCCUCGGGGAGCCCACCCAACCCACCCGUGCCCAGGGGACCCCUCCCUCUUUCCGAUUCCUGUUUCUGACAUCUUACCGUCCCUCCUCUGGUCACCUGAAAACUCAACUCUGUCCAAACAUAGCUGGAGGGACCAGGUGGAGGCCAGGGAAUGACAGCCAGGGGCGGGGCUUGAUUACUUAACGAAAAUGUAGGGGAGACAGCUGUGUAUUGAUACUUGAUGCCUGCCAGGACCCAGGGAUACAGAGAAAUGUCAUUCAGUCCCUGCCCUCAAGGAGCUUCUGAAAGGCAGGUACCAACACACGUGCAUGGAAAGACAGCUCUCAACACCAGCCCGCGUGUGCCAAGUACCCAAAGCGUGAGACAGACAACGGGUGUUGU
This is a messenger RNA of Orcinus orca (killer whale), 1578 nucleotides long. It is a transcript of the gene TEX52, whose product is annotated as testis expressed 52. NCBI's taxonomy places the organism in Eukaryota, Metazoa, Chordata, Mammalia, Artiodactyla, Delphinidae. The record is from RefSeq and is a predicted model, not a curated record.